GAGAUGCAGACUGUGAUUGAGAGAGAUCGCUCCAAGAUUCACUCCCUCAAUGAAAAGUUACAUCGUACACAGCAGAUGUUGUAUGACAGCACUAAGGACUAUCUAGAGCUGAAGUAUGAAGGACGAUCUCAGGAGCGAGUCUGGAUGGCAGAGAAGGACCGUCUACUACAGGAGCUGGAUCGAUGUAAGGAACAACUAGAUGUCUCCAAAGAUGACGUCUUAGUCAUCUCAGAUCAUGCACUGGAAGAGAGACAAACACAGAACUUGGAAUUUGAGACGGUCCUUCUCUACCAUCCAGACUCGCUCCUUAGAUCGUCCUUCAUACUUCAGCUCUAG
Messenger RNA from Patiria miniata (bat star), 336 nucleotides. RefSeq names its product coiled-coil domain-containing protein 77-like. Bases 4 to 336 code for a protein of 110 amino acids. The transcript has 3 exons. NCBI's taxonomy places the organism in Eukaryota, Metazoa, Echinodermata, Asteroidea, Valvatida, Asterinidae. Gene Ontology annotation, cellular component: centrosome. The record is from RefSeq and is a predicted model, not a curated record.